Molecule: messenger RNA, 3015 nt
Organism: Psammomys obesus (fat sand rat)
Lineage: Eukaryota; Metazoa; Chordata; Mammalia; Rodentia; Muridae
Gene: Abhd5
Product: abhydrolase domain containing 5, lysophosphatidic acid acyltransferase
Exons: 7
Coding region: 89-1144 (351 amino acids)
Biological process (GO): negative regulation of triglyceride storage; positive regulation of triglyceride catabolic process
Cellular component (GO): lipid droplet
Source: RefSeq, a predicted model, not a curated record
GGCCUUAAGGGCGGCCGCGGCCCGGGGCCGCCCAGUCGGCCGGUCUGCCGGCUCCGGAGCGUGCUCGUGCGCCUGCGCGGCGGCGCCGAUGAAGGCGAUGGCGGCGGAGGAGGAGGUGGACCCGGCGGACGCCGGCGGAGGGUCAGGAUGGCUCACAGGGUGGCUUCCUACCUGGUGUCCAACGUCUACAUCACACCUUAAAGAAGCUGAAGAGAAAAUGUUAAAAUGUGUCCCCUGCACUUACAAGAAAGAGCCUGUUCGCAUAUCUAAUGGAAACAGAAUAUGGACACUGAUGUUCUCACACAACAUUUCUAGUAAGACGCCGCUUGUCCUCCUCCAUGGGUUUGGAGGAGGUCUUGGACUUUGGGCCCUGAACUUUGAAGAUCUCAGCACCGACAGGCCUGUCUAUGCCUUUGACCUCUUGGGCUUUGGAAGAAGUAGUAGACCUAGGUUUAACGGCGACGCAGAAGAAGUGGAGAAUCAGUUUGUGGAAUCCAUUGAAGAGUGGAGAUGUGCUCUCGGGCUGGACGAAAUGAUCCUGCUCGGACACAACCUGGGAGGGUUCCUGGCUGCGGCCUACUCCCUGAAGUACCCAGCGAGGGUCAGUCACCUCAUCUUAGUAGAGCCGUGGGGUUUCCCUGAGCGACCAGAUCUUGCUGAUCAAGAGAGGCCAAUUCCAGUUUGGAUCAGAGCCCUGGGGGCAGCCCUGACUCCCUUUAACCCCUUGGCUGGCCUCAGGAUCGCAGGGCCCUUUGGGUUAAGUCUAGUACAGCGUUUAAGGCCCGACUUCAAACGGAAGUACUCGUCUAUGUUUGAAGACGACACUGUGACAGAGUACAUCUACCACUGCAACGUCCAGACCCCAAGUGGUGAGACUGCCUUCAAAAACAUGACGAUUCCAUACGGGUGGGCGAAGCGGCCCAUGCUGCUGCGGAUUGGCGGCUUGCACCCCGACAUUCCCGUGACCGUCAUCUUCGGCGCCCGCUCCUGCAUAGAUGGCAACUCUGGCAGCAGCAUCCAGUCCCUGCGGCCGAAGUCCUACGUGAAGACAAUAGCUAUCCUCGGGGCAGGCCACUAUGUGUAUGCAGAUCAGCCCGAAGAGUUCAACCAGAAGGUCAAGGAGAUCUGCCACACCGUGGACUGAGCAGACGGUGGGAGCGCCGUGACAGGCUCCACUCUGAGCAGUGUGCCACAGCCAGAAAGAGGAAGGUGCAGCCGGGAGCCAGGCGCCUCCUGGGCGCUGCACUUAGAGAGUCUCGUGCACAGUUAAGCCAGGCAGUGCCUUCCAGAAGAGUGGUUUCCUUUCUCCUACACAGAAUUGAGCUAUAAAGUCUCCUAAUUAAUAGUAGCCUUAAAUAAAGGUUAUUUGUCCUUAUGAUGUACUGAAAAAUUGUGGCUUUUCAGCUAAGGUUUUUCUCGUUUUACCUAAUUAGGUGCUUUUCGUAUUGAGGCUUCUAUGCCAGUGUCAGCGGCUCCUGGGUCUGUUAUGUCAAAUGAUGUGCAGGUGCACUUUAUUGUCUUCGGGUGUAUUUACCAUCUCUACCAACCAACUUAGUCACCCAAGUACUUUUAUGUAAAAACCAAUUUAGAAUACUCAUUUCUGAAACGGAGUUUAGACUAGUUCACUUUGAAGUGGAGUCAAAGGAGAAGUUUUGAUUGAAAAGGCGGGAGUCAGCCACCAGCAGUCACUCUUCUGGUUUUCCUGUUUCAUGUGUGAGGCUGCAAAGCUGUGUUCAGUGUGUUCCGUGGGAGCCUACAGCUUACAGCACCAGUUUCUCGAACCUUCUGGGUGUGAUGUAGGGUUCUGUGGAAACACCGUGGACACACUCAGUAAUUCAAGUACUGAGACGCCUGGCCCAGAGCCUGCCCCUCUUCCUCCUCCUCCAGGAACCAGGACUUGGUGACUGACUGACCAGGGCUCCUCAUGGUAAACCAAGGCACACUGCGUUCUCCUGAACAGCCGAUUUCCGUGGUGCUUAGACUGGGUUGCCUCUACCACUGCAUUUAAAGCAGGUGCUGUGAUGUCUCGUAGCACCAGAAAUGAGCUAGAACUUGUGUUUAUUUUUAUUUACUAUUAUGUUAAUCUAAUCAUUUCUAUACUUGAAGUAAGAUUAUAAAAAUUUCUAUAAUGUUGUCUGAGCCACUUGGCAGAAACCACCAUUGAAUUUAUAACUUUCUGACAGUUUUAAAAUGAGGGGGAAAUUGAAACUACAAGAAAGCUCCAUGUGGUAGCUGCCUGCUGAGACCCUCCCAACCCCCACCCCAGAGAACAGAGAGGAUUGUUACCAACAUUGUUUGUCCGGGAGAAAAGCAGAUUACACAAAUACAAACUAGACCAGUACAAAUCAUGGCUUGAUGAUUUGGGCUACUACAUUUUUAAUAGUUAAUUAGGAAAUUUUUUUGGAAAAUAUAAAAUUAUGUCACAGUCAAUUAAAUGCCAGAAAGAUGGACUGUUGUGUUUUCAGCAUCCUUGCCUGUAGGAGGACGUGGGGGUCCUGCUGGAGCAGGACAGGCACCCCCAGAGACCCUGUCUGCCGCAUACACGAACUAGGUUAUGUAGGAGAAGCCAACACGAGGCCAGGAGUGCCUGCUUUUUCCAUCGUUAGAAUAAGAAUAGCUUUUUCUUUGCAGUCAGUGCAAAGAAACUGAAUUUGGAUGGCCAAAUUCAAACUUGAGAGUGUUAAAAGAAUUGGGCAGUCCUGUUGGGAUACUCAGCAGCCUCCGUCUGUGCCAGCUGAAGGAAAGAUCCACCCAAGUGUCAAGUGAAACUGACUUUCCUACUGACUUGCUUUGCUUUACUGGAAACAUGUCAUGAGGCUCUUAAAAAUUAAAUUUUCCUUGCUGUAUGUGAUUUUGUAAGGGCUGAAGCAGUGGAGUUUAUAAUCCAAGAAUUCUUGAGAAUACAGUUGUCGCUAAAUAUCUUUUCUUGUGAAAGGUCUCUUAACUAUAUCUGGUCUCUGCUGAGUUAUUUGUACCUUUGCCUUAUUUCACAGAAUAAACUUGACGGUGCUGGCA